Molecule: messenger RNA, 1752 nt
Organism: Prunus armeniaca (apricot)
Lineage: Eukaryota; Viridiplantae; Streptophyta; Magnoliopsida; Rosales; Rosaceae
Source: the annotation of a GenBank genome assembly
AUGGGGGAAGAAGGGAAGGGACCCAAAGAAACAGAGCAAAGCCCAGACUCGCCGGAAUCUUCAGCCGGAGCAUCAAGUCUCCGGCGAGCCGUUGAGUCCAUAUCAUCUUUGAUCUCACUCUCUUUUUCCAUCAAAAUCUUCGCAGCGAAAUGGAAUACAAUAAGGACCAAGCUCGAAGAUUUGAACUCUGGCCUAGCGGCCGUACAAAACUGCGAAACAGAUGAAAAUCCAGUUCUUUUAGGCCUAGUGUCGAACAUAUCGGGCACGGUCAACGAGUGCCACGGUCUUGCUCGGCGCUGCGUCGAUCUUUCUUACAGCGGGAAGCUUCUGAUGCAGAGCGACUUGGAUAUGCUUUCUGCAAAACUCGAUCUUCACGCAAGAAACCUCUCGGAGAUUUAUAACGCCGGCGUUUUGACUCACAGGUUUGCGAUCGUCGUUUCGAGGCCUGGAAACGGAGCUUGCAGAGACGACAUGAGGUUCUAUGUGAGAGACUUGAUGACAAGAAUGAAGAUUGGGGGCGCAGAAAUGAAACGACAGGCUCUGCUUAAUUUGUAUGAGGCUGUGGUGGAAGACGACAGGUACGUGAAAGUCCUCGUGGAACAGAGUGACAUUGUGAACGUGUUGAUCAGCCUUCUUGAUUCGCAUGAGGCUGAAAUCCAAGAAUGGUCUGCGAAGGUUGUUUCUGUAAUUUCUGGGUUUGGUUCAUAUAAGGUUGUUCUCAUCGGAGCUGGGAUCAUAGCGCCAUUGAUUCGGGUGUUGGAGUGUGGGAGCGAGGUUGGGAAAGAAGGGGCUGCAAAGAGCUUGCAGAGAUUGACUGAGAAUUCCGAUAACGGGUGGUCGAUUUCAGCUCACGGCGGUGUCACAGCUCUGCUUAAAUUAUGUUCCGGUUGUGAAGGUGGUGAUGUGAGAGCAGAGUUGGUUGGUCCUGCUUGUGGGGCACUCAAAAAUCUUGUUGGGGUCGAAGAAAUAAAGAGAUUCAUGGUUGAAGAAGGUGUAAUUUCAACGUUUAUUGGGCUUACACGGUCGAAAGAUGAAGUUUUGCAGAUAAAUUCGAUUGAAUUUCUGCAAAAUAUAGCGUCUGGUGAUGAAGCAGUUCGUAGCAUGGUGAUCAAAGAGGGUGGAAUUCGAGCACUGGUUCGUGUCUUGGAGUACAGAUCAGCUUGUUCUUGUAAAGUGAGGGAGACAGCAUUAAGGGCAGUAGAAAAUUUGUGUUUCUGUAGCACAAGUUGUGUUAGUGUUUUGAUCAGGUAUGGCUUUGUGGAGCAACUUAUGUCCUUUCUUCGAAAUGGAGAGGCUUCAAUUCAAGAACUGGCGUUAAAAGUUGCAAUUAGAAUGUGUGCAAAAUCAGAGGAAGCCAAGAAAGCACUGGGGGGUGCAAAUUUUAUGACAGAGCUGGUUAAGUUUCUUGAUUCAAAGUCAUUUGAGGUUCGAGAAGUGGCGGCUGAGGCACUGUCGAACAUGGUCUCCAUCCCGAAAAAUCGAAAACGAUUCGUGCAGGAUGAUCGUAGCAUGGGCCUCCUUUUGCAGCGGUUUGACCCGAAGCAAGGAAACUCAGGUAACAAGAAGUUCUUGUUCUCCAUAUUAAUGUCAUUGACAAGUAGCAACAGCGGGAGGAGGAAGAUUGCGCAUUCGGGUUAUUUGAAAAACAUUGAGGAACUUGCAGAAGCAGAAGUUUCAGAUGCCAAGAGACUUGUGAAGAAGUUGUCAACAAACAGAUUCCGCAGUAUGUUGAGUGGAAUCUGGCAUUCUUGA